UGCACGGGCAACUUAUGUUUGGGAAAAAUGCUUGCAAAUCAUUGGUCGACGUUUUUAUUCGGUUAUGGUUAAUGUAAAACAUUGAUGUAAAAAGUAUAUAAAUGGCACCAAUUGCAUCAUUUUGCCAUUUCAAAGUAUUCUUCCAUCUUCUACGAAUUCGAUAAAAAGCGAUCGAGUCAGUAGAGACGGGAAAGAUGAUGCUUGUUCGACUUUCGUUUUAUUUCGCACUUUGUGCAUUGGCGCUCGGCAGCUAUCCACCGAAAAAGUGCAACGUAAAAGAGGUGAGUGAGAAGUACUACUACGACUUCCAUCAUGGCCAACAAGAUACAUAUGGUGGAUACAAACCACGCGGAAGAGAUUGCAAAAAAUCAAAUUUCGCGCCCGCAAAAGCAGGAUAUUGUCCAAAUCUCAAAUAUGGUUUUGUACAAAAUGAUAAAUCUUGUCCCGACCGACCGUGUUAUACUAAGGUGUUCAAGGCAAUCAGUAGAUGUCAUGGCAAAGUAUGGCUCUCUAAAGUGUACCACUAUAGAGCAAAAGAAUGCAGUUCAUAUUCUGGAAAAUCUUGCCAAAAUUUUGGGUUCAAUCGUCAGCCACACGGUAGAUAUAAACGAAGCUCUGGAGAAUAUCUUGGACCGCGUUCAGUUCCUCAUGUAUCGAAUUCAGGUAGCUAUGGAGCGUCAUCCCAUCGUGGAUCGAAUUCAGGUGGCUAUGGAGCGUCAUCCUAUCGUGAAUCGAAUUCAGGUAGCUAUGCAGCGUCAUCCCAUCGUGGAUCGAAUUCAGGUGGCUAUAGAGCGUCAUCCUAUCGUGGAUCGAAUUCAGGUAGCUAUGGAGCGUCAUCCCAUCGUGGAUCGAAUUCAGGUAGCUAUGGAGCGUCAUCCCAUCGUGGAUCGAAUUCAGGUGGCUAUGGAGCGUCAUCCCAUCGUGGAUCGAAUUCAGGUGGCUAUGGAGCGUCAUCCCAUCGUGGAUCGAAUUCAGGUGGCUAUGGAGCGUCAUCCCAUCGUGGAUCGAAUUCAGGUGGCUAUGGAACGUCAUCCCAUCGUGGAUCGAAUUCAGGUGGCUAUGGAACGUCAUCCCAUCGUGGAUCAAAUUCAGGUGGCUAUGGAGCGUCAUCCCAUCGUGGAUCGAAUUCAGGGGGUUAUGGAACGUCAUCCCAUCGUGGAUCGAAUUCAGGUGGCUAUGGAACGUCAUCCCAUCGUGGAUCAAAUUCAGGUAGCUAUACUUCCAAUCGUCAGCCACAACGUAGAUUGAAACGAAGCCUUGGAGAUUAUAUUGGAUCGGGUUCAGUUCCUCAUGUAUCGAAUUCAGGUAGCUAUGGAUCGGGCUAUCACCCCGUUGGGCCGAAACCAAGAAUCUACAGCAAAUGCUCUUGUUACACGUUCAAGUGCACCCAUGAGUUUGAAGCAUGCUAUGAACACAAAGGCGUCUACUACAAGGACACCGUGACAGCACAGGUGCCUUGUGGAUGUUCCUGCUACGAAAGAUCCAAGCAAUGGAAAUAGAUUCUAUAUCACCAUAAUUCAAUACUAUGAAACUGCAAAAUAUACUGGCUGAUUAAAAAUUUGAUAAAAACCAAUUAUGUAUUUUUUCAUGGGAGCUUUAGUGUAUCUUUAGUAUCAUCACCUAUUACUAAUUCAUGCAUAAUAUUAGAACGAUUUUAAGAUUUCGGAGAUUUGUUCAUUGCUUCUGCUUGCUGUACUAUAUUUGAGUGGAUAAUAAUAAAUAUGACUUAUCGACUAUAAAACAUCUUCUGGGCGAUAACCUAACGUUUUUAUUGCCGAUAUAUUCAAUAACUCAGUAAUUAACAUAUACAAAGGUUGUUGGUAGCGCUUCAUCGGAACCCAUCCACAGCAUGUAUAUAGACAAGUAUAUAUCUAUAAAACCCGUGUAUAUGACUAGCUCAUACUUACCAUCUUGUUUGAAAAAAGUUGAUAUUUGCCUCGUUAGAUUAUCAACACAUGCGC
Molecule: messenger RNA, 1961 nt
Organism: Styela clava
Lineage: Eukaryota; Metazoa; Chordata; Ascidiacea; Stolidobranchia; Styelidae
Source: RefSeq, a predicted model, not a curated record